AUGCUGCGGGUGAAGAGUGAAGUUCUGAAGGUAGUCGCUGAAGCUAACACAUAUUUUAAUCAGUUACAAAUUAGUAUUGUCGUGGUGGAUGUUCUACAAACAAUGAGAAGUAAUCUUAGUCUCUACAUGUUCCAAGAAUAUCGAAAACAAAGAAUACAAUUCUUGCCUCCUCAUGACUUCGCAGUUUUAAUGGCUUUCAAAUACCCGGGUGGAUUAGCAUUCGUUGGAGGAAUGUGUUCAGACUUAUCAGUUAUGCUAUGUGGGUUCUAUCCACAUGAACCACGAGUUAUGGGAUCCAUAUUCUUUCAUGAAGUUGCUCAUCUAGUUGGUGUGCCUCAUCGGCCUUCCAAUUCGACCAUUUAUGUACCAAACUGUCGUUGUCCCGAAAAGUCAACUGAUCAGCCAAGAAAACAAUCAACAUCAUUGUUGCUCCUUGAUGAUGGUCAACAACUCUCAUCUCAUAUCAAACAAAAAUCAACCGAUUAUGAUGAUGAUGUUCCAGGCUGUCUGCGUAUUCCAGGUUUUGAUCACGAUUGUACGACCCAGCUGUUUGUUGACGUUAUAUUCAAAAAUCGCUGUUUAAGGACAUCACCCAUGCUCAACUUCAGAACUAAAACUUCCAUUUGUGGCAAUGGUAUUCGUGAAGCAAAUGAACAAUGUGAUUGUGGAUUGGAGAAGUACUGCACUGAUUGGAAUUGCAUUGCAUCUGAAUGCGUUUAUCGUGUUCAUCCAUUCUGGCUGUGGUUGUUCACUUUAUCAUUUCUGUUCUUCUCCAUUGCACUUCUGUUCUUCGUGCUCCGCUAUAGGGGAUAUCAUCUAGGAGACAUUAAGGACAAGAUGCUUGCUUGUUUCAAACAUCCAAAAGCAAAAAGCUGUGGCUUCAAGGAUUUUAAUUCCAAACAAAUCUUUUCUGGAUCAUUAGCGAACGUUCAGAAGGUUCCACCAUCACCUAUGGACGCCAAUUCUAUAAUUGUAUUGCUGGACCGUCCACCAAGAGCAGCAACACUACAUCGCCCAAGAGUUCCUCCACCACCUCCUCCACCACCAGGCUUAUCAUUGAGUGAGCCUUCAAACACAAUCUCUCCACCAAAAACAACUUUGUGUGUGGAUUCCGGCAAUGCCUAUGAGAUUCCAAGAAGUCAGCGUUCCUCAGCUUCUCCACAAGACAAUAUAUCGUGGAAAUUUGAAGACUUUGAUUCAGAUGAUGAGUAUGGAAGUGGAAUGGCAUAUUCAUCAUACAGAGCCGAAUCAGGGAUUCCAACAUGUCCUUCAUAUCCUCCAUUCUCACCCAUUAACAGAGUUACAGUUCAAUAUCAUGGCUCACGUGAUACAAUGGAAACCGAAUGUCGUUCGAGCAAUGCAUCAUCAUCAUCAGCCAUAAAUGGGACUUCUAUUUAA
Auanema sp. JU1783 is the source of this 1398-nucleotide messenger RNA. The record is from the annotation of a GenBank genome assembly. NCBI's taxonomy places the organism in Eukaryota, Metazoa, Nematoda, Chromadorea, Rhabditida, Rhabditidae.